Messenger RNA from Plasmodium fragile, 996 nucleotides. RefSeq lists its product as uncharacterized. Gene Ontology annotation, molecular function: GDP-L-fucose synthase activity. Bases 1 to 996 code for a protein of 331 amino acids. NCBI's taxonomy places the organism in Eukaryota, Apicomplexa, Aconoidasida, Haemosporida, Plasmodiidae. The record is from RefSeq and is a predicted model, not a curated record. The transcript is spliced from 6 exons.
AUGACAAGGGUUUGCCUGGUAACUGGGGGCACCGGUUUGCUAGGAAAUAGUUUACGGGAAGUAAUAAAAAAGGAAACCCUGCACUUUGUAGAAAAUGAAAAUGAGAUAAUUGUAAAUUCGGAGGAUAACAAUGUAAUUAAGAAAUAUAUUUUUUUAAGUUCCAAAAUGUGUGAUUUAAAAAAUUUUGAUGAAGCGCAACAAUUUUUCGAAAAAAACGAAAUUACGGAUAUCAUACAUUUUGCGGCAUAUGUAGGUGGUCUAUACGCGAAUAAAAACAACAACCUGCAGUUUUUGGUAGACAACUUGGAGAUUAAUUUAAAUGUGGUUAAACUGUGCCACAGGCAUUCGAUUACGAGAGGAAUAUUCACUCUGUCUACAUGUGUCUUCCCAGAAAAGUGCACUUUGCCUUUAACUGAAGAAGACAUACAUGAGGGAAGGUGCCACCUGAGCAAUGAAGGAUACAGCGUGUCAAAAAGAGUUCUAGAAGUGUUGGUCAGAUUUUACAGAGAAAAAUACAACUACGACUGGAUUUGCAUAAUACCUACAAAUGUAUAUGGAAAAUACGACAACUUCAACUUAGCCUCUUCUCACGUAGUGCCUUCUAUUAUUCAUAAGAUGUAUUUGGCAAAAGUGAACAAUACAGAUGUACGGCUCAUGGGCGAUGGGACGGCUGUUCGACAAUUUAUUUACAACAAAGACAUAGCCACCAUUUUGUUUUACAUCCUCAAUACGUAUUAUUGCAAACAUUUCAAGAUAGUUAAGGAUGAAAUUUACAGCGUUAUAUUCUCCACUAAUUUACCUUCAAACGAAUUAACCAUUAAGGAGUUGGCGGAGAAAAUAAAACAUUUCCUAAAAUUCGACAAAGAAGUAUUGACAUCAAGCAGCGACAAGUUAAUGAAAAUUUUGGAUAACUCUUUCGCGUUUACUGACAUAGACAAGGGUUUGGAAGAAACGAUCGAAUGGUUCAUUGGCGCGUACGAGAGCGUAAGAAGGUGA